Messenger RNA from Felis catus (domestic cat), 6494 nucleotides. RefSeq names its product chromosome D1 C11orf49 homolog (gene CSTPP1). Bases 88 to 1068 code for a protein of 326 amino acids. The record is from RefSeq and is a predicted model, not a curated record. NCBI's taxonomy places the organism in Eukaryota, Metazoa, Chordata, Mammalia, Carnivora, Felidae. The transcript has 9 exons.
CGUGGUUGCCAUGGCAACGGAGAGAGCCGGCGACCUGGGUUCCGGAAGCCGGAGAGCUAGAGCUUUGGAAGCUACCGUGGUCAAAGGAUGCUGAGUCCAGAGCGCCUAGCCCUACCGGACUACGAGUAUCUGGCCCAGCGACAUGUCCUCACGUACAUGGAAGAUGCAGUGUGCCAACUGCUAGAGAACAAGGAAGAUAUUAGCCAGUACGGCAUUGCCAGGUUCUUCACUGAAUAUUUUAACAGUGUGUGUCAGGGAACUCACAUUCUCUUUCGGGAAUUCAGCUUCAUCCAAGCAACCCCUCACAACAGGGCAUCAUUCUUACGGGCCUUCUGGAGAUGCUUCCGAACUGUGGGCAAAAAUGGCGAUUUGCUGACCAUGAGAGAGUAUCACUGUUUGCUGCAACUGCUGUGCCCGGAUUUCCCCCUGGAGCUCACUCAGAAAGCAGCCAGGAUUGUGCUCAUGGAUGACGCCAUGGACUGCUUGAUGUCUUUCUCAGAUUUCCUUUUUGCCUUCCAGAUCCAGUUUUACUACUCAGAAUUCCUGGAGAGCGUGGCUGCUAUCUAUCAGGACCUGCUGGCAGGCAAGAACCCCAACACAGUGAUUGUGCCAACAUCAUCCAGUGGGCAACACCGCCAGCGACCUACCUUGGGCGAGGCUAGUAUGUUGGAGGGAGUGGAGGCAUCACUGUUCUACCAGUGCCUGGAGAACUUGUGUGACCGGCACAAGUACAGCUGUCCACCCCCAGCACUUGUCAAAGAGGUACUAAGCAAUGUUCAGAGACUGACCUUCUAUGGAUUCCUUGUGGCUCUUUCAAAGCAUCAUGGAAUCAACCAAGCCCUGGGAGCUUUGCCUGACAAAGGAGACCUAAUGCACGACCCAGCCAUGGAUGAGGAGCUGGAACGACUGGUGGUGAGGUCGAGGCUGCACCGGACCUCGCGGCAGCACAGGGCCAAGGAGCCAGGGGCCUUUGGCUUUCAGAGAAGAGACAAGCUGGAGGCCCUGGAGAGAGUGCCCUCAGCUGCAGCACCGACGCCCUACCCGUAUCGGUGGGAGCCCAGAGAGUGAGGCCAGGGGCCUGCGCUGGGCAGGGAGGCAAGGAUCCAGAGAGGACACUACUUGACUCAGAUCAACAGUGGCCCUGGGCCCUGUCAAGGCUUUAUUUGACACCACUCUGUUUCAAUACAAACAGUCCAGAAAGAAAGUCAAGUCCCUUUGGGGGGGGCGGGGGUAGGGAAGAAUGGUCUGUGUUGCUUGGGAGCCCAACCCCAAACCCACAGGGGGCAGGGUGGGCCCAGACUGUCAGCACAGCAGGGGAAGAUGGCACCAAGGAUGACACAGUACAUGGCCUAGUGGCCAGGGGGCAAGGCGUGCAGCUCUGUAGGUGCCUCAAGUUCUCAGUGGUGGGGUGCUGUCCAGGCCCCCCUAAGACCAGGAUGACACAGAAGAAAGUUGAGCCCCAAGAGCCUGUUUCUGUCCCUCAUGUCCUCUGCUUCCUUGGCCAGCAUUACGCUCACAGCAUCCAGAGCAGGGCACAGGGCAGAUGAGACCCACCAUGGCCACACCAAGCAGGGGAAGAAGGGACAGAGGGUCCUGUGCUCCACAAUAGAUGGUAUGGAAGGACUCCGAGACACCCAGGAGAAGUAUCCCUCAAGUGAUCACUGUAAAAAGGGGUGGUGAGACAGGAGAAGAUCACUCGGGCCUCAAGUCUGAUCCCAAAUGAAACCUUUCAGUAGCGGGUAAAGUUUCUAGCCCUUAAGAAGGCCCAGACGAAGGUCCUUCCCCUCCCCUGCCCUCUCCUGGCACCCAGAAGAGGCCACUGGAGCAGCCUCCCUACCCUGGGGCUGGUCUAUAGCAGAACUCUUUCUAGACCUGCCCACUGGUUCCAGAGGAUGGGGACCAAACCCCAGACAACCUGGAAGGAUCCUAGAGCUGGCCAAAAAGCCUUACACUUCUCACUUUCCCUACUUGGGGAAGGGCUGGGCCCAGAAUAAACCCUCCUGAGGAAACUCCUCCCCUCGCUCCCAGUGUGGCAGGACGAGCAGCAGCUUGGGGGCAGGACCAGAGGACAGUAAUCUAGCACACAGGGGAGGGGGUGUGAGGGGAGGAGAAUAAAAGGGCUCAGUCUACAGGCUGAGGUCAAGGCUGGAACCACCCAUCCCCCUCACCCGAGAUCCUCAAAGGCCACCCCACUCACACACAACACAUAUAAAGUAACAAUUCCUCCCCAGCUUCCACAAGGCAAGCGCCCCUGGCCUUGGAAUCAUGGGGGUUUUGCUGUUGUCGCCACCAUAUGCCUGAGCCGUGGCACCUGGAUCAGUAGGAACCAUAGCGAUCCUGGGGAGGGGGAAAGAAAAAACAAAGUCAGUCUCUCACCUGCAGCUUUCCUGCAACACGCCCCUGCAAGACUAGGGUACUCCGGGGAAUCGGGCACCCAUCUCACAUGGCAGAGACUGUUUUGUAUUUUAUUGUGACUCAGGAAAGGGGUUGUGACCAGAUCCCAAGGGGGAAGCCCUGCCUAAUCUCGAAGCUGGGGAGGGAGGAGAGAGAGGAGUAAGGUGACAAGGCUGUGGAAAUCCGUGCAGACAUGGCAGCAUCUUAGGGAGGCCGAGCCCUGGUACCAAGCUCAAAGGAAGGAAGCUGCCUCUCCAGGAGAAGAAAAGGCUCUCUUUCAGGCUCAGGAGCUACCCAGCAGCAGUGUCUGGAUGUGGUGGAGGCGGCCAACCCCCAAGCACUACUCUAUAGUGCUUUACCCUCCCGCCCCAGGUCAAGCAGCCCCAGCCUCACCUGCAAAGAAUUCAUCACGCCAUUGGCCAGCACAGCCAUCUUCCCGGCCACAGACUUGACACCCUGCUUAAACUGGGCAAUGUCAGCUGUGGGGAGCACGUUGCCCAGAGAUACGCUACCUGUAAAAGCAAGGGAAAGGGUGGUCUGGAAGCCCUGCAGGAAGCCCUUCCCAGCCCACAGGGCCCUCCAGCUCUGCCCACGAGCCUUGCCUGGCAUGCACCUUACCGCCAGGGCCCUACCUGCUCCAUGAGCUCCAUCCAUGUCCCCGAAGAGGUCAGAAGAGCUGAUGGCACUACUACCCGAGAGCUGCUGGAGACGAGACCUGGCUUCAUGCUGUGGUGAAGAAAGGGAAAGACCUGGAGAUCUUUUGGCCGAUGAGUCAAGCACUCCUUAUCGGCCAAGACACCCUGGUGCUAAAGCCCAAAGCAGUGGCAAGGAGGAAGCUCUUACUCCACCUGCUGCCUCCAGGCUCAGGGUGGACAACCCUACUUACCUCGGCAUCCACCUCCCGCCCAAAGAACAUGUCCGAUGAGAUGGCUUUGGCUCCUGCAAAUUUCUGACGUGCUUCACUGGACUCGAGGCCUGAGCUCCGGCUUUCCACUUCCCUUCUGUUUGUGACUCUGAGGGGUGGAUGUGGGAUAGCUCUGAUCCUUCCCAUUACUGUCAGAGCCUAGUAUUACUAAUCCCAUUACUAACAGAGGCCAAAAACACCAGUGGCCUUCUGGGGAUGCUUACAAUGGCCCAUCUGGCUAUGGCUCUGGGCCCUCUCCCCUGGACAAGGCCCUUCUCUUCUCCACACCGAAGCCAAGGCACAGACAGCUUACGUUCACUCUACUAGGCGGCAUGGAAAUACAUUAGGGUUCUGCCCCAAACCACUAGAGCUUCAUCAAAGUCUCGGAUGUCCUAGGAUCACUACUGCCAGUCUACUCCUAGUUACAAGUGGCCUAACACUACAGUGACCAUAUGUCUCAGCUGGCCUGAGUUUAUACCUACUCUUCUGGCAUUUCCACUCUCAAAAGCAUCCCAGUGUGGACCUAAAAGUGUAUGGUCACUCCUAUCUACCACUGACGAGCAGAGACACUGGCCUAGGUGCUUUGUAAGUUUCAUUACUUUUAAUCCUUCCAACGGCCCUGUGAAGUCAUUACUUAUGUCCCCCAUUUUACAAAUGUUGUGCGGGUAAUUUGUUAGUUAAACAUUGCCCAGACUGACAUAAAAUAGGCUUUUAAAAAAACAAGGAACAUGGUGGCCAGAGACACAUACCCCUGAGUGUUCAGGACUGAAGCACAAAAUCAGGCCCCUCUUGCCAGAGAAACAGAUCUUGAACAAAAGAAGCUGCUAAGCUUUCUGUGAUGAUAAAGCAAAAUUCAAACCAAAGCCUAAUUCCUGUACUACCUAAUCUUGGUAGCCACUAGCCACAUGUGGCUACUUAAAUUUAUUAAAAUUAAAUUACAAAUUUCAGUUCUUCAGUUACAAUGGCCACAUCUGAGGAGCUCAGUAGGCACACAGUCAGUGGUCAUCACACUGGACAGUGCGGGUACAGAAUUUCCAUCACCACAGAAAAAUCCUACUGGACAGUGUUGCCCCUGCCCACUCCACCUUUCUGAAAUAGGCCGGAUGCUUGAGACGGUCACUUCUGGCUCCUUCUCCUCCAUCCUGUCCAUACCCCAGGCGGUAUCUGUAUCCCAGCGGGAACUGAAACUUUCCCCCAAGGAAAAGGGGUUGUCCUUGUACCUAGUGAGACAGUAGAGUAGCUCAGAGAAGCCUGAUGAGGAACAUGGUGGCCAAGUCUGCACCCCAACAACAGCCUUACUUUGGGGGUCCAGAGGCGAAAGUACCGACAUCAUCAAACAAGUCCAGCUGCGAGCGGGAGGAUUUUGCACUCACUGGGGUUUCCUGCUCAAUCACCUGCAUCUCAGACAACACCGAGUGGGAGACAGAGCUGUGGAGACAAGCAGAGCCAGGCCCAAGGGCAGGUGUGAGCAACAGUGUCACUACACAAGAGAAGAUGCCCAGCUGCUGGCAGAAACCUGGGUUCUCUUUCACUGGGCAUCACCCAGAGCCGUCUCCCCCUGCCUGUGCACAGGCACAGGGCCAGACCCAGCAGGGAGUGCUAGGAACCCCGCUGAGCUGGAGCACACCCUCAAUGGUGCACACAUCAGCUUUGUUUUCUCAAAGCAGGGCUUCCCUCACAAAGCACCGUUUGCCUGUUAUAAUUUUAAUGAGGAUGUGCACCAAAUGAUAGCGCUCUUUUGCCCUUGGAAACAACUCAGCAGACUUGCUGUAUCAUGAGCCGCAUUCUUCACCCAGAUGAACACAUACACAUGGAAAAGAUGAAAAAUGCCCCAGAACCAGGGAAAGGAGUCCGAUGGCAUCAAAGAAUGAGUCCUUAAUUGUCCUAACCCCUACACCACCCCGCCUUUUUUUUGAAAGAUGGAAGUAUUUCAAAGUACACAGCCUGGCUAUAUGCACGAAGCCCUGGGACUGCUGUAUGGUAUCCCAGUGAGAAGAGGCAGUGAGUUGGGCAAGAGGUACUAACUCUUCAUGCCUCACUUUCGUCCUGUGUCAUGCUCCACAGAGGCAUUUUAAGGAUUAAUUUCACUUAAGUAAACUCAUUAAAACAUAUCUCAAAAAACAAACAAACAAAAAAAACACUAUAGCUUUCAGCUGACAGAACCCCAAACAGUGAAUAUUUUACAAUAGGGCAUUAAACAGAGUUGGCAGAGUUUAAAUAAAGAUUCUAUUGCACUGCAAAAAAAGAAAAAAGAAAAAAGAAAACAACAGCUGAAAAAAUUGUUCAUACCCUUUAACCCAAUAACUCCUGUGACCAAAACAGGGAAGGGGAGGAGAUCUAAAGUCCUUCCUGGGAGUAAAAUUUUAUGUUUCCCUGAUUAGCUGUGGGUUACACAAGCAGCACACAGACUGAAAUGGAAUAAUUUAAAUCUAACUAGUACGUGUUCUGAAAGAUUAAGCAGAAAUGCCAGCCUUAUCUUCUUUCAGAGAAGUGGAGUAUAAAGGCCCUGAAUGCUGAAUUUGCCAUCAGUAGUUCUAUGUUCAAAUCUAGUGGUGCCAAUUACUAGAUUCAUGGGCUUCGGGCAAGUUGCUUACUUGCUGUGAGUCAAUUCUCUCACCUGUGAAAAGACAUAGUAAUACCUCCUGCACAGGACUGUUGUAUUUAAGUAAAUAAAGCCAAUGGCAGAGCUCACACCCCCUCGAAAGAAAGAGCCAGCACUUAGCACAAGCCCGCUGAAGCCAGGAUUGCUGGCCCCAGUGCUGUCCGAUGUUCUGAUUUUUAAGCGAGAUCAAAAGUCUAGUGUUACCGAAAUCUCUAAACGUGAGCUCUUAGUGUAAAGCAAACAAAAUGCAUAAUAGAACUGGUUUGCAGUCUUUGUUUUGUUUUUAAGAAACCACAGCAACACAAACCCAGUGGUCCUGAAAUAGGAAGGAUAUUGUCAAUUCUAAAGGGCAUUGUCUGGGAGUAUUUCCAGGCGUUAGCGUGUCUGGCAGCAAUGGCCUUUAGUGGACAGGGAUUAAGAAUGCUAAAAGCCUUGUAAUUCUUAGGGAGGUCUUGAAAAAUAAAGAAAUGUCCCACCAAAAGUGCCAUUAGCACCCCCAUUACACAACACACCCUACCCUCUUGGGUAUAUCAAACAAGCAUCUGAUCCUGUGUUUCCUUCAUUUAACAAACACUAAGCAUAUACCUACUCUGU